AUGCCCUUAACUGCUCAGAGGAUCCAAGAAGCUACAGAGAUGUCUACUGAGCUUCCUGCAACAACAGUGGUGGCAGAAAUGGACCUUUUCACAGCCUCUGAGACCAACAUUUCCACCUGUGACUUAUACGAGCACAAAGACACAGCACGGAUAUUAUUGUCUGUCUUCUACGGCUCCAUCUUGAUCCUUGGGUUGCUUGGAAACACCAUUGCCCUCACCGUCAUCUUUAAAAACAGGAAGAAGAUCAACUCCACUACCCUGUAUUCAACAAACCUCGUCUUCUCUGACCUGCUCUUCUGCAUUGCCUUGCCAACCAGGAUCGCCUACUAUGGCAUGGGCUUCCACUGGCCCUUCGGAGAGGCGCUGUGCCGAAUCACCGCGCUCCUGUUCUACAUCAACACCUACGCAGGCGUCAACUUCAUGACGUGCCUGAGCAUCGACAGGUUCUUCGCUGUCGUCCACCCCUUCCGAUACAAGAUCAGAAGGAUUAAAUAUGCCAAGGGCAUCUGUGUCUUUGUCUGGUUUCUUGUAUUCAGUCAAACUUUCCCAUUACUUAUACAAUCCAUGUCACAGAAAGAAAAUGAAAGGACUACAUGUAUGGAAUAUCCAAACUUUGAGAAAAUAGAACAUCUACCACUUAUACUUCUUGCUGCCUGUUUAAUAGGGUACCUUAUUCCUCUGGGGAUUAUUCUAUUUUGCUACACUCAAAUCAGCUGCAAACUUUUUCAAACAGCCAAGGAAAAUCCACUGACUGAAAAAUCAGGGAUAAACAAAAAAGCCAUCAAUACAAUCAUAUUCGUAAUUAUAGUGUUUAUAAUCUGCUUUACUCCUUAUCAUGUUGCAAUCAUACAACACAUGAUUAAGAAACUUCAGCGAGAACCCUCGUGCAGUGAAACGAAAAUUUUCCAGAAGUCACUCCACUAUACUGUAUUUCUGAUGAAUUUUAACUGCUGCCUAGAUCCUUUCAUCUAUUUCUUUGCAUGCAAAGGAUACAAGAGAACUGUACUGAAAAUACUGCAACGACAAGUGAGUGUAUCAAUUUCAAGUGCUGCCAGGUCACAUCAUGAAGAAAGCUCCCGUGAUGCAGGAGAAACGCAAAUGACGGUACUUGCUAAAUCCCCCAAUGGAAAGCUACCUGAAAAAUAA
Molecule: messenger RNA, 1146 nt
Organism: Melospiza georgiana
Lineage: Eukaryota; Metazoa; Chordata; Aves; Passeriformes; Passerellidae
Product: G-protein coupled receptor 183-like
Exons: 2
Coding region: 1-1146 (381 amino acids)
Biological process (GO): G protein-coupled receptor signaling pathway
Cellular component (GO): membrane
Molecular function (GO): oxysterol binding; G protein-coupled receptor activity
Source: RefSeq, a predicted model, not a curated record